Ilex paraguariensis (yerba mate) is the source of this 582-nucleotide messenger RNA. The record is from the annotation of a GenBank genome assembly. Lineage: Eukaryota; Viridiplantae; Streptophyta; Magnoliopsida; Aquifoliales; Aquifoliaceae.
AUGGAAGACGAAAGGGGAAGAGAUGUUAGAGUCCCUCUUAUAUCUUCCCUAUUCUGCCUAUUUGUAGUUACUGGUGGAGUCUUCCUUAUGCUCUACGUUUUUACACCACAAUUUUCCCAACCUUGGUUUCCCAUUGCUGCAUUGAUCCUAAUAGGCUCCCCAUGGUUGUUCUGGUUCCUAACCUACAUCUACACGUGCAUGAAAGUUUGUUUCCGUGGCAGCCGCGUCGAGGACCGCCAGAUUUCACGGCGUGGCAACCAUGGAAUGCAGAGGGCAACCACCAUGACCAACACAGCCACAACGAGCAAUGCCACGUUGAAUUCGCCUAACGACGCGGCAGUGGUGGUGGAAGAGGAGGAAAGUCGAGGCUAUGGACAUGGAGGAGGAGGAGGAGGAGAUUCAUCGGUUACAUCCUCAAGGGAAUCAUGUUCAUCAGAGGGAAUGGGAAUGAAAGCCGAUUUCCAAUGGACUCGAGGGAAAAUGCCAGAGAAAUUUGGGAAAUGGAUUGAGAAAUAUUACUUGCUGAGACAAACACAGAUGGUCAUGAUGAAUGAGGAUGAUGAAGCUACAUAUAAUUACUGA